Molecule: messenger RNA, 3065 nt
Organism: Astrephomene gubernaculifera
Lineage: Eukaryota; Viridiplantae; Chlorophyta; Chlorophyceae; Chlamydomonadales; Astrephomenaceae
Source: the annotation of a GenBank genome assembly
CUUCAUUGUAACGCUGCAGACUUACUUCCAAGCUUCUUACAUUUACUUUGUUUCUUACUAUGGCUUAAUUGCGAAACUGACGAACUUCGGACAAGCUUGCGUAUUGUAGCUUCAUAUGUCGUCUGCACUUAACAAUUACCACAACCAAUGAGCACGAAUGAGCCGGAAGCGCGAAGGAUUGGCAGAGCUUCUGCAUUGGUCGCGUAGGCCAUCAACAUGCGACCAACCGGACCGACGUGAGGAGCGCCCUCAUACAGCCGUUAAUGAUUCGUCACCAGCACUUGUCCCCAACCGGCCGGGUCGCCCGCAUACGUCUCUGGGUUUAACGGGACGCGCGUCUGGCACCAAUCCUGUUACCUCGCCCAGCCACCUGUCGCACACCUCUAAUUCCGGCCGUUGCGGCUUGCCACCGCUGUCCAGAGGCGGGACCUCCGACAAGCCCGCCGGCACAGGGGUUGCCUCAGACCCCACACCCGACACCCUAUCCUACUUCCAAGAAGCCCUCUACAUCAACGGCCAACCCCACAAUGCCACCUCUCGCCUGCUCCGCCUGGGUGCGGGCGCCCCCAUUCCCGCCUCCCCACUCAAACACGGCGUCGGCAGCGGCGGCGGGGGCGGGGGCGCCGGCGGCCCCACCAUGCCGCCCAUCACCCCGCAAACACCCCACUCCCACUCCCGCACCCAGUCCCCCUCCGCCUCAGUGCCCCCACCGCCGCUCCUCUCCGGCCUGUCCGCCACCCUCAACGGCACCCUCGCCGCCACCACCUCCGGGCCGCUGCUCUCCGUCUCCCUCAUGGCGGCCGCUCCGGAACCCCCGCUGGCCUCCUCCCGCCCGCCCACGCAGUCCAUGCAGCUGCCUCUGGCGGGCCACCUGGUGCCGGCGGCGUGGUCCGGACUGCCGACCCCGCCCAGCGGCCCGCCGGGGGGCUUCAGCAGCCCGCCGCGCAUGGUGCACCGGUUCGGGUCGCGGGAGGACGCGGCGCUGAUUGAGGAGGCGCGGCGCAUGGCGCAGCAGGCGGUGGAGGUGCUGUACGGCAGUGACCAGGAGGUGAGCCCCGCCGACCGCGCCACCGCCGCCGCCGCGCUGCAGCAGCUGGAGUCGCUGCUGGGCCCCCGCGAGGUGAGCAUGACGGCGCUGGCGCAGGCGGUCAAGAGCCUGCGGGCGGAGCUGGGCAGGGAGCUGCACCUCUCGGAGAAGCAGAUGUCGUUUGCCCGGGCGCAGCUGCGGGCCCUAGAGCGGCAGCACGAGCGGCUCCGGAACCAGCUGCAGCCGCGACCCGACCCCAUCGUCCCGCCCCCGUCACAGCCCUCCGCAGCAGCACCCGAGCAGCAGGCAGUCGCGCCCAUCAGCCCCAAACCCGCAGAGGGCGACCCGCCGCCCCUGCCCCUACCCCUACCCGUCGGAGGCGGGCUGGCACUGGGCCGCAGCAGCAGCAUCACCAACCUGGGCCCCCUGCCCUUCAGCUGCUCCGCGCCCCAGUCGCCCCGCGGCUCCUACCCGCUCACCGCUCGAUCCUACACAGGCGGCCUGGGCGGCGUCGGCAGCAGUACGGCGCUGAGUGAAGUCAGCGGGCUGAUAGCACCCGCCGGCGGCGGUGCUAGCGGCGGAUCCAGCAGCGCUCGGGGGUCACAUGGCGACGGCGGGCCGGAAGCGGACGGCACGGGUGCCUCCGCCGCACCUGGCAGCGCAGCCGGUGACGCCGCCGGAGGCGGCGCCAACGCCGGCGGCGGUGCCGUAGUGAGCAGCAGCAGCGUCAUCAUGAACAGCGACCGCUGGAGUCUGAGCGGCGCCAUGGAGCGCACGCUGCAGCUGCGGGCGCUGAGUCGCGCGGAGGCGGCGCUGCAGGCGGUGGCGGCGGCGCACGCGCGGGAGGAGCGGCCGCCCAGCAAUGGUGGCGGGGAGGGGCUGCCGCUGGUGGAUGUGGAGGAGCUGAGGCGGCUGAAGCACGCGCCGGGCACCGCGGAUGGGAAGGCCGACGAGCCUCCCUCCUACCUGGGUGUCAACGUGCGCCGGGCGCCCUCGCCGCUGUCCCCCGGAGCCGACUCGGGCGGCCGCAGCGGCGGCGGCAGCAGCGCAGGCGGCGGCUGCGGGUCGGCCGACCCACGGGCCACCCUGCAGUGGUCCAACCGCGGCAUCUCCACCUCCAAGAUGCCGCUGCUGCGGGAGGUGCUCAAGGAAUCCCCGCAGCUAGUGCGGCUGUGUCUGGCGGGCAACAAGCUGUCCAACGAGGACGUGGCGGAGCUCAUGUCGCUGCUCUCCGCGCCCGACGCGCCCCGCGUGCGCGACCUAUCCCUCGAGCAGAACACCAACCUCACCUGGCGAUGUGCGCUGCCGCUCGCCCUCGCACUGGGCAUGAGUCCCGACCUGGCAGCGACAGCAGCAGCAGCCGACUGGGCGGCGGUGGCGGCGGCACUGCCCUCGGCCGCCUCCGCCCCACACUCCUCCCACGCCCACUCCUCCCAUCCACACCCCCACUCCUCCCACCCACACCCCUCCCACUCCUCCCACCCCCACUCCUCAUCGCACACCCACUCCCACUCCUUCUCCGCCGGCACCUCCUCCUCCCCCUCCCCCGCCACCCUCCUGGCUCCCAGCGGCGCCCUCCCCUCCGCCCGCGACAAGGUCCGCCGGCUGGGCCUGCACCACCUCAACCUCUGCGGCGUCAAGCUGGGCGACAAGGGCGUCAUGCAGUUGGCGGAGGGGCUGCGAGCCAACCACUCCCUCCGCGAACUCGACCUGCGCCGCUGCGGCGUCAGUGACGCAGGCGGCGCGGCGCUGCUGGAUGUGUUGGGCAGCAACGGCAGUCUGCAGCGGCUGGAGCUGAGCUGGAAUGCGCUGCGGGGGGAGAGUGCGCGAGUGCUGGAGGGGGCGCUGGCGGGGAAUGCGGGGCUGCGGGAGCUGGGGCUGGCGCAUAACGGGUUUGGGGAUGUGGACGGCGCGAGGGUGGUGAAGGGGCUGCUGAGCCAUGGCAAGUGGUUGCGUGUGGACCUGUCCCACAACACGCUGGGCCCCGGCAGCUGCAUCAUGGUGGGGGAGCUGAUGCGGAGGCUGGGCGAGGUGGCGG